This is a messenger RNA of Vittaforma corneae ATCC 50505, 360 nucleotides long. RefSeq lists its product as uncharacterized. NCBI's taxonomy places the organism in Eukaryota, Fungi, Microsporidia, Nosematidae. Bases 1 to 360 code for a protein of 119 amino acids. The record is from RefSeq and is a predicted model, not a curated record. The transcript has a single exon.
AUGUUGGCUUUGUUUGAUGUUGGACUGACAGAAAUACCAUACUUAUCUAAUCUCACAGAUCUUAAAAGUCUCUACUUGGGUAGUAAUGGGAUUGUGCGUUCCAGUUUUCGAAGCUUCUUUAAUGCUGAGACAGGCAGAUACAGAACUAUGCCAAAGUUGAAAUAUCUAGGUUUAAAUGGAAAUAAUAUAUCAAAGGUUGAUGCAAGUAUCAAAGAUGUUUUCCCAAAUCAAUUAAUGGUAAUAAGUCUGGAUGAGUUAGGGCUGUGUUCUAUACAUGGUAAUAUGAAGGAUAAACUGGAUAAAGUAGGUAUUCAGCUUGUUGAACCAGAUGAGAAGAGUGAUUCGGAUGUCAAGAACUAA